CCCGGCGCUAGGCUAUCCACGGCGCUGCCUGAUCGGACGAGAUCACAAGUCGGAGAUGAGGCAGCUCUUCACGCGAUUUAUCCGGACAUUGUGCCCAGGGUUUUGAAGGAGGGAUAUGUCGGAAGGGCUCUGAGGAUUUGAUUCCAGGUGUGAAUUCCCAAAAAAAGCAAAUGUGCUUUGACUGGGGCCCCGGGGAGUUGCUGGUAUGUGAAACCUCCUACAACAAAAAAGAAAAAUUGGAGGUGAUGCCAAGCUGUCCCUUUGUCUAUAUCAUCCGGAAGGAUGUAGAUGUGUACUCUGAAUUUUUGAGAAAACUCUUUAAUGAAUCCCAUGGGAUCUUUGUGGGCCUUCAGAGAAUUGAAGAAGAAUUGACUGGAAAAUCCAGAAAAAUUCAGUUGGUUCGUGUGAGUAAAAACUACCGGUCAGUCAUAAGAGCGUGCAUGGAGGAAAUGCACCAGUGUGCAAUUGCUGCUAAAGACCCAACCAGUAGCCACAAGUUCAGUAGCCAGGUUGGCAUUCUGUCUGUGAUGGAGCUCAUUUGGAACCUGUGUGAGAUCCUCUUCAUUGAAGUGGCCCCAGCCGGACCUCUCCUCCUGCUCCUGCUGGACUGGGUUCGACUCCAUGUGUGUGAGGUGGACACUUUGUCAGCAGAUGUCCUGGGAAGUGAGAAUCCAAGCAAACACCAGGGCUUCUGGAAAUUGGUGACCAUCUUGGUGCUGCAGGGCCGACUGGAUGAAGCCCGACAGAUGCUGUCCAAGGAAGCAGACGCUAACCCAGCCUCUGCAGGCAUGUGCCGCGUCUUAGGGGACCUCAUGAGGACGAUGCCCAUUCUCAGUCCUGGCAACACACAGACGCUGACGGAGCUGGAGCUGAAGUGGCAGCACUGGCAUGAAGAAUGUGAGCGGCACUUGCAGGACGGCACUUUCGCCUCCAGCCCGCACCUGGAGUCACUGUGCAAGAUCAUGCUGGGGGAUGAGGCAGCCCUGCUGGAACAGAAGGAGCUUCUGAGUAACUGGUACCACUUCCUGGUGACCCGGCUGCUGUACUCCAACCCCACGGUGAAACCCAUCGACCUGCACUUCUAUGCCCAGUCUAGCCUGGACCUGUUUUUGGGAGGUGAGAGCAGCCCGGAACCCCUGGACAACAUCCUCAUGGCGGCCUUCGAGUUCGACAUCCACCAGGUGAUCAAGGAGUGCAGCAUUGCCUUCAGCAACUGGUGGUUUGUGGCCCACCUGACUGACCUGCUGGACCACUGCCAACUCCUGCAGUCUCACAACCUCUAUUUCGGUUCUAACAUGAGGGAAUUCCUCCUGCUGGAAUACGCCUCAGGCCUGUUUGCUCACCACAGCCUGUGGCAGCUGGGGGUGGACUAUUUUGACUACUGCCCCGAGUUGGGCCGUGUCUCCCUGGAGCUGCACAUUGAGCGCAUCCCUCUCAACACUGAGCAGAAAGCGCUGAAGGUCCUGCGGGUCUGCGAGCAACGGCAGAUGACCGAGCAAGUCCGCAGCAUCUGUAAGAUCUUAGCCAUGAAAGCUGUUCGCAACAAUCGCCUGGGCUCUGCCCUCUCGUGGAGCAUCCGUGCCAAAGAUGCUGCCUUUGCCACACUUGUGUCCGACAGGUUCCUCAGGGAUUACUGUGAGCGGGGCUGCUUCUCCGACUUGGAUCUCAUUGACAACCUAGGGCCAGCCAUGAUGCUUAGUGACCGACUGACCUUCCUGGGGAAGUACCGAGAAUUCCACCGGCUGUACGGGGAGAAGCGCUUCAUGGAAGCCGCCUCUCUUUUGCUCUCCCUGAUGACGUCUCAGAUCGCCCCACGCUCAUUCUGGAUGACACUUCUCACGGACGCCCUGCCCCUGUUGGAGCAGAAGCAGGUGAUAUUUUCAGCAGAACAAACAUAUGAGCUGAUGCGCUGUUUGGAGGACUUGACUUCAGGGAGGCCAGCGUGUGGAGAGCCUGAUGCCCAGCGACUAGAGGACGACGACAUCGAGACCACCAAAGUGGAAAUGCUCAGACUGGCACUCGCGCGAAACCUGGCUCGUGCGGUUGUGAGGGAGGGUUCUUUGGAAGGUUCCUGAGGCCCUGCAUG
This is a messenger RNA of Ochotona princeps (American pika), 2086 nucleotides long. RefSeq names its product nucleoporin 85 (gene NUP85). The record is from RefSeq and is a predicted model, not a curated record. Gene Ontology annotation, molecular function: structural constituent of nuclear pore. Gene Ontology annotation, cellular component: nuclear pore outer ring. Gene Ontology annotation, biological process: protein import into nucleus; positive regulation of DNA-templated transcription; mRNA export from nucleus. NCBI's taxonomy places the organism in Eukaryota, Metazoa, Chordata, Mammalia, Lagomorpha, Ochotonidae. The coding region runs from base 171 to 2075 and encodes 634 amino acids. The transcript has 19 exons.